UUUCUAAAAACAGUACUGAGCAGCACAAUAACCCGUGCAUGAUCUUCCGUGUCGAAGUUCAGCGCGUAAAAUCACAACGCAUAAAGAACUUAGCGCUCACACUCCCACACGAAACAAUUAGCGCUUGGUAUCCCUGUAAGCGCCCUCCAUGCAUCACGACUCCUGCAGAUCACCGUUUAGUUCCCGCCCCCGCAGAUGUUGAAACUCUAUCCCGGUUACGCGCUGACAGUUUAAGAAUCAGGCGGUUAUGCGGCGGCAAACACUGUUGUCAGGCGCUAAGAUUAGUUCACGAGUUUGUGAAUCUGUUUUGGCAUCAUUGUACGUAGCUGCGCGUUUGUGGAAACGCGCAUCAAUAUAAUAUGUAGAGAAAACCUGCUAUCUGAAAGUGCAGUCAUGAUCGUCGACGAGCAAUCCGCCGAGACAAAUCUUUGCGCCAUAUUACUCGUACCAUGGAUGGGUGUUGGAUUUCGGCCUUUUGUUCAACAUCGAUCUAGGAUAUGGAGACAUUCUUUCCUCCCCUACACGAGGCUGGAGGGGGUUCUAGGAGACUUUUUUUUUUGGCUAUUUAGUCCAAAGCU
Messenger RNA from Periconia digitata, 578 nucleotides. Lineage: Eukaryota; Fungi; Ascomycota; Dothideomycetes; Pleosporales; Periconiaceae. The record is from the annotation of a GenBank genome assembly.